AUUUGUUUUCAGAGUGUUUUUCGACUUUGUUUAUAGAUUAUUCACUUUUAUUGUUAAAAUAUAUUUAAACUAUCUCUACAAGUAGUAAACUUAUGAGCAUUAGUAGAGGGCAGCACGUUGCAGAGCACCAACACAAUGGAACAAGUCCCAGUCAAUCAGAUGUUUCCUCUCCAUACCAGUCUUAGAUGCACAAGUCUGCCUUCCUUUCAAGCAAAAACAGAAAUUCCCACAAAAGACGCGCUCGCGCCUUUAGCGAAGGUAAAUAAUCUCCUUGUAAUCUUAUAAAUUCUGUUCAUUCCCAUCCACUAAUCACACAACACUAUGGCUGAUGAUUUACAAAACUACAAGCUCCAACUGCAACAAGUCGAAGCGGCACUGUUAACCGACCCAGAGAAUAAAGAACUGCAGAAGCUGAAGAUCGAUUUGGAGGAGGUGAUCGACUUGACACUCGACCUCAAGAGCAAAGCCGAAGAGGCCGCCAAUCAGCCCGAGUAUCGCGAGGUGCCCAUCAGCAAUCCAACUGAAGAAGAUGAAAUCACCAAGUCACUGCUUGCCGUGGAGGAGUUUGUCUCAAAAACGAAAAAGCGUAAAUUGUGGCGGGUUGGUGAUAUCUGUAUGGCGAAAUGGAGCGACAAUAAUCAAUACUAUGCAGCAAACAUUGACUCAAUCAACCCUGAUGGCCAGGUGAAUGUCACAUUCGAGGCAUAUCAGAACCGAGGAGUGACAACAUUAGCAGAACUGAAAGAGUUCACAGGCGAAAAGCGCCAGCUCACGGAGGCCGAGAAACUGAAGCGCGCCAAACAGAACAACAAGGAAGUGCUAAAGAAGAAAAAAAUAAAAAAGCAGCAACGAUUUAAGGAGCUGGAAGAGGAGCGCGAGGCGGAAAAGAACAAAUGGUUGGCAUUCAAUAAUAAAGCUGUCAAGGCGAAGAAGACCGGCCUGAACAGCAAGAGUAUAUUUGCGUCACCAGAGUCCGUCAACGGGCGUGUUGGGAUUGGCACGUGCGGGAUCAGCGGGAAGCCGAUGACGGAGUUCUCCGGCGCGGAGAAACACAAACGCGGCCAGUAGAAAAGUAGAAUCGAUGUAAAUCUGUUUGAAGUGAAUUUAAAUGACGCAAUUGGGACACUGAAUGAUCUGUUUCAAUGCAGGUUGCGACCUAUCUUAUUAAUUAUGUCGCAUUCGGCCGACAUUCAGCCAAGGUUUGAUUUUGUGUACAAUUGUUGGAUGUAUUUCAACGCGAAAAUAUACAAAUAAAUCAUUACAAUACAAA
Molecule: messenger RNA, 1270 nt
Organism: Dalotia coriaria
Lineage: Eukaryota; Metazoa; Arthropoda; Insecta; Coleoptera; Staphylinidae
Gene: Spf30
Product: Splicing factor 30
Exons: 1
Coding region: 322-1068 (248 amino acids)
Biological process (GO): regulation of alternative mRNA splicing, via spliceosome; mRNA processing
Cellular component (GO): precatalytic spliceosome; nucleus; cytoplasm
Molecular function (GO): RNA binding
Source: RefSeq, a predicted model, not a curated record